AUGCCACCUGCUAGAAGUUUACGGCAACGUGCCAUUGCCAAUGAAAAUGAUGAAAAUGCAACCACGACGCGUCUUACUCGAGCAAAGGCCGCUGCCCUGGCCGGCCCGGACAGUCAAGUGAAUCUCACGGCUACGAAGAAGCCUCUUCAAUCAAAGAAAAGCACUCUCACUGCCGCCAACACUGGAAUUCAACGGAAGCGUGCCGCAUUGGGAGAUGUGAGCAAUGUCAACAAGGCAGACAACAUUGAGUCAAAUGACUCAAAAGAAGUGAAGAAGUCGACAAGCAGGGUUGGAUUGACUUCCAAAGCUACAACCCAAACCGGAGGAGUGCAAAAGGUUACACGCAACAAUACUGCCAGAUCCGCAUUAGGAGUGAGAGACGCGAAUAAGCGUGAAGUUGAGCCCAAAAGGCCAGGAAGUGGUUCAGGCGUGAUGGGAAGCGCGCAGCUAAAGCGGCAACAAAGUCAAAAGCCCCUUGCUGCUAAUGAAAACCAUGAGGCCACUGAAGAGCCACCACGGAAGAGGAUUGACAGUGGAAAGAAAACUACAAGAUUUGAGGAACAUGCUGAAUCAGACCCAGAAUCAGAGGAGCUGGUGGAAAAGGAACCCGAGCCAAAAACAAAAAUCCCAGAGAAAGCGAUAAACCUAGAUGCCGAUGACCUCUAUGAUCCCUUGAUGGUGUCCGAAUACGCCGUGGAAAUUUUCGACUACCUCAGAGAAAUUGAACCCCAAACGAUGCCCAGCCCAAAUUACAUCGAACAUCAAGAAGAAUUGGAAUGGAAAAUGAGAGGUAUCUUGGUCGACUGGCUCAUUGAGGUCCAUACCAGAUUUCGCUUGUUACCCGAAACUCUUUUCCUUACCGUCAACAUUAUUGACCGCUUUUUGUCUAUCGACAUGGUUGCUCUUGAUCGUCUGCAACUUGUUGGUGUCGCCGCCAUGUUCAUUGCCGCUAAAUAUGAAGAAGUCCUCUCGCCUCAUGUCGCCAUGUUCAGCCAUGUCGCCGACGAAACAUUCUCCGACAAAGAAAUCCUCGAUGCAGAACGACAUAUCCUCGCAACCCUUAACUACGAUAUUAGCUACCCAAAUCCUAUGAACUUCCUGCGAAGGAUUUCGAAAGCAGACAAUUACGACGUUCAUACUCGAACCUUUGGCAAAUAUUUAAUGGAGAUCAGCUUGUUAGAUCACCGCUUUAUGUGUUAUAGGCAAAGCCAUAUUGCUGCUGCUGCCAUGUAUUUUGCUCGACUGAUCCUUGAGCGCGGCCCGUGGGACGAGACAAUUGCGUACUAUGCCGGAUAUACUAAAUCGGAAAUCCUUCCUGUCUUUCACCUUAUGAUCGACUACCUCUAUCGUCCUGUCGCCCAUGAAGCGUUUUACAGGAAGUAUGCUAGCAAACGCUUCUUGAAAGGUAGAGUUUACUUCGCGUUUGUUAUACAGAUAGGAACUCAUCCUAAUGCUUAUUUGUAG
Molecule: messenger RNA, 1464 nt
Organism: Uncinocarpus reesii 1704
Lineage: Eukaryota; Fungi; Ascomycota; Eurotiomycetes; Onygenales; Onygenaceae
Product: G2/mitotic-specific cyclin-B
Exons: 3
Coding region: 1-1464 (487 amino acids)
Biological process (GO): G2/M transition of mitotic cell cycle; regulation of cyclin-dependent protein serine/threonine kinase activity
Cellular component (GO): cyclin-dependent protein kinase holoenzyme complex; nucleus; centrosome
Molecular function (GO): cyclin-dependent protein serine/threonine kinase regulator activity
Source: RefSeq, a predicted model, not a curated record